Molecule: messenger RNA, 1947 nt
Organism: Oldenlandia corymbosa var. corymbosa
Lineage: Eukaryota; Viridiplantae; Streptophyta; Magnoliopsida; Gentianales; Rubiaceae
Source: the annotation of a GenBank genome assembly
AUGGCGGGUCCGGAUAAUUCCGGCGAGUCUCCGCCGCUUAAGUCGGCGGCACCGAAGCAAUUCGGUGUGACAAAACCGAUAUCUCGUGCGGGGCCGUCAGAGGUCGAUAUUCUGAGGACGAAGGAUUUGGAGAAGUUUUUGAAGGAUUCUGGACUGUACGAGAGUCCAGAAGAGUCCGCCAAAAGAGGAGACGUUCUGUCCCGGCUGACGGAAAUUGUGAAGGACUGGGUCAAAGGAAUCACUCGCGGGAAGGGAUAUUCCGGCCAGAUGGUGGAGGAAGCCAACGCUUUGAUUCUUACCUUUGGUUCUUACCGGCUUGGGGUCCAUUCUCCGGGAGCUGACAUUGAUACUUUAUGCGUUGGCCCUUGUUAUGUGACCAGGGACGAUUUCUUUUGCUUAUUGCACUAUAUUCUAGCCGACGUUGAAGGAAUUACUGAAUUGCAACCGGUUCCUGAAGCUCAUGUACCCGUUAUGAAAUUCAAGUUUGAUGGGAUUUCAAUCGAUUUAGUUUUUGCUAGUGUAUCUCUUUUAGUCGUCCCAGACGAUUUGGACAUUUCAGAUGAUUCGAUCUUGUACAAUGUUGAUGAUGAGGCAACUGGGAGGAGUCUCAAUGGUUGCAGAGUUGCUGAUCAGAUACUUCAGCUUCUUCCGGAUGUGAACAAUUUCCAGAUAGCGCUUCGAUGCUUGAAGUUUUGGGCUAAACAGCGCGGUAUUUAUUCCAAUGUGACUGGUUUUCUUGGUGGGGUGAACUGGGCUCUGCUUGUUGCUCGUGUAUGCCAGCUUUAUCCGAAUGCAAACCCGAGCAUGUUGGUUUCUCGGUUUUUCCGAGUUUAUACCCAAUGGCGUUGGCCGAAUCCUGUGAUGCUUUGCGAAAUAGAGGACAACGAAGAACUUGGAUUUUCUGUUUGGGAUCCGAGGAAGAAUCACUGGGAUCGCGGCCAUCUUAUGCCGAUUAUAACGCCUGCUUAUCCGUGCAUGAAUUCGAGCUACAAUGUUUCUGCAAGUACUUUAAGGGUAAUGAUGGAACAGUUUCAUUUCGGGAACAAGAUCUGUGAGGAAAUCGAACUGAAUAAGACCCAGUGGAGUGCAUUUUUUGAGCCGUUCAUGUUCUUUGAAAGGUAUAAAAACUAUUUACAAGUUGAUAUUCUUGCAACGGAUGCUGAUGACCUUCGGAUAUGGAAAGGCUGGGUUGAAUCCCGGCUCAGACAGUUGACUCCGAUGAUUGAAAGAGACAGUUUCGGGAAGCUACAAUGUCAUCCAUAUCCACAUGAGUAUGUGGAUCCUUCAAAUCAGUGUGCUGCCCAUUGUGCCUUUUUUAUGGGAUUACAGAGGAAAGCUGGAGAGUUGAUUGAAGAUGGUCAGCAAUUUGAUAUGCGUGGAACGGUAGAUGAGUUUAAGCAUAAUGUAUACAUGUAUACUUUCUGGAAACCGGGAAUGGAAAUAUAUGUCUCCCAUAUUCGCCAAAAUCAGAUACCAUCUUAUGUCUUUCCUGAAGGAUUCAGACACAGACAACCUCUCGGACUCUCUAGCCAACAGCUGACUGAUAGAUCGGCUCAAGAAAACGAUGAUGUUCAUAGGUCAGGAUCUAAUGGAAAAACGCUGAAAAGGAAAAGGCUUGAAGCGGGUAAUGGUGCAAAUGAUCCGAUGGAGCCACAGCAGAAAUGCUCGCGGAAAAUUGAACAGAGAUUUAGACAGAGACAGCCAUUCUCAAACCAACAGCUGACUGAUAGAUCAGCUCCAGAAAACAAUGAGGUUCCCAGGAAUGGCUUAGAUUGGAUGGAGACGGGACUUGUUGAGCAGCAGAAAGAUGUCGCUGUUGAGUUCUCCAAUGUGCUCUUUGAUGAGAAUGCUAAGCCUGCCUACGUCAGUCUAACAUCCGGCUUUUCUGAAUUCUGCAAUCUCUCCAGCAAGGACAGAAGUCAUGCAAGUGCAGGUGGGAAUGAGUAA